This is a messenger RNA of Fusarium tjaetaba, 1887 nucleotides long. RefSeq lists its product as uncharacterized. The record is from RefSeq and is a predicted model, not a curated record. Lineage: Eukaryota; Fungi; Ascomycota; Sordariomycetes; Hypocreales; Nectriaceae. The transcript has 3 exons. The coding region runs from base 1 to 1887 and encodes 628 amino acids.
AUGUCUGAUCAAUCACCUUGCGCGAUUCUUUCAGAGUCCAUCGACAUUCCCCGCAUCACGUCUACAAAUCAAGAGUCAACACUCAAUUACUACGGUCCUGUUAGUGGCUCACUUGCUACUGAGGCAGCAAAAUUUCUCGCCUGCCAUACUGACGCAGUAGAGCAGGAGUUAGAACCAAAAAUCAAGGCGUUUCUUGGGAUCACGCAAGCCGACUGUUCGGGAGGCGCCGAAGAGAAAAAUGCUUGCUGGCUCACCAUCCGCAUCACAAAGCCUUGCACCGCAUACAAAAUCCCGCGGUGGCACCAAGAUGGUCCUAUGUUUGAGUACGACAAAGGACGCGAAGAUGUCGUGAGAAGCAAGUAUGCGCUUACGUUACUCGGGCCAUCCACGCUCAUGCUGCAGCCAGACGAACAUGUCUUCAAGACGCAGCAUGAAGCGGAGGCGCGGUAUGACUGGUGGCAGAAUAAAGCCAAUGGUCCUGAGCCCUCUGAGGACGAGAUGUACGACGCAGACGAUCUAUUGCGGGACUCGCUUGGCAAUGCAUUCAAAAACGCUCCCAGAGUUCAGGUUGGCCAUGGUCAAAUCGUGCGGUUUAGCUGGGGACGAGAUGACAGCCCUGUGCAUUCAGAGCCGGAUCUUGUUUCUGAUAGGGUAUUUAUGACAGUGCUGUAUGGAAGUGACUCGGAGUUGCGAACGAUGAUCCUCUACAAGCGCAACGCCGCUGCCACCGGUCUACCGCCCUGGUAUACAUGGACCCACGAACACGAUCCGCCGCAUUGUUGGACAUGCCCCGCCGAAAAGGCCUUUAGGUCAUGUCUUCACUGGGCCGUAUUUCACGAUUCACUCUCUACGAUCAAGCUGGGUGUUGCUUAUGGCUCCGAUGUCAACAAGAUCAACGACGUUGCUGAUUUCAUCCCUUAUGAGGAAGACCCUGAGUCUAUUCCCAUUUGUGGACCUAUCAAACGGGUGCAGCUUGCAACGCCACUACAUCUUGCUAUCUUUCUGAAACGCUUCGAGAUCGACGUAGCCUGUGCGAUCGUCGAGAAGCUAGCACAAUGGGGCGUUCCUCUUGAUGCGGAAGCUGAAUCUCAGUGGGGAGAUUGGCACGGAGGCACGGCGUUGAACAUGCUCAUCGGAAGGAGAAAGUUUGAGCCUGCCCUUAAACUUCUGCAGCUUGGAGCCGAUCCAACAGUACAGCAGGAUGAAGAUGGGGGCCUGCGAUUGUUGAGUAACUGUAUCAACGAUCGCGACAGAGAAGACAUGUCCAACUGCUCGCCAGAACGCGCAGAGAGGAAGAGAGAGGCCGGGUUGGAAUUACUGAGUCUCCUGAUCCAAAAGGGAAUUGAUCCAGGCAAACCCCAUAAACUGGACAGACCGUACGAUCUAUAUGCUCUCGAUGAUCCAAGGCCAUUGUUAUCAGCACUUCUAAUGUCUGACGCGCGAUGCAUGGAAAUUCUCCUCGAUGCCGGAGCAAUGGCCCGCGAAGCAAUCUACGAGAACAAUCAUGAUAAUCUUCUGCGAGACUUUGUCGAAAUGAUGGCCGAUGCUGUUGAGGAGGGUAUAUCUCUUCGAGAAAUGAGAGAUGAAGUCGAAUCGCGGAAAGAGUCAGUAUGUCUAUUACUUAACGGAGUGGCGCGAAUAGACUCAAGAGAUGGUGAAUACUCGGCAUUGAGUAAAGCGUGUGAUAUUAAGCAGGGGUUCGGUAUAGUCGACUUUCUGGCUGAGAAUGCGACUUGUAGGAAUGUGGAGGUGGAAUAUGUCGCUAGUUUAAGGGAAAUAUAUAAGCGGGAUGAAGUUGUCUGGGAGAAAUUGGACAGGUUCCAUCAGAAGUUGAUGGCCGAGAAGAACGAUCGAGAAGGAAUCCAGGACAUCAAGAACUCAGAAUGA